Gaeumannomyces tritici R3-111a-1 is the source of this 321-nucleotide messenger RNA. RefSeq lists its product as hypothetical. The transcript has a single exon. Lineage: Eukaryota; Fungi; Ascomycota; Sordariomycetes; Magnaporthales; Magnaporthaceae. The record is from RefSeq and is a predicted model, not a curated record. The coding region runs from base 1 to 321 and encodes 106 amino acids.
AUGGCUAGGAUAUGGUAUCCAUCGAUUGGUUUCCCGUUUGAGUCACGGCAUAUCAUGGCACCGGCUUUUGGUGCCAACCGUUACGGCAUCUCACUGGCCCUGGUGGCUGUCCGGCAGUGUGUUCUGUGGAUCGAAGCCGAGCCAAGAGACCGAGAGCCGACCGAGUUGCAUGGUUGCAACCUAGAAUUGUGCCGGAUGGAUCGCGCCUGGAUUUCCGGUGCCCCGGAUGUUGGCAGCACCGAGACGGGACGGAGUAAUCAUGGUCCGUUUCGAGAGAUCGAAGUCUCUUGUAGAGCUGCAAGCCCGAACGGUCAGGUUUGA